AUGAGAUUUCUUCCAUUGCUUCCCCUUCUGGGGCUGACAACCGCCACAGCAAUCACUGCGCCCCGUGCUACCACCGGCACAGAAACCUCCCUCGAGCCCUAUCAGUUCCGCGCCCUCAACCCCCGCGGCACUGUCCGUCUUUCUGACCUCCUCAACCCCCUCAUCGGUUUCUUGGAGUGUUCACAAGGCGAUGCCACUGUUCAGCUACUCUGCCGCGUCGUCGCCGCCAAGGUGAACGAUGCGCUCGCUGCAAACAACAUCAAGAUUGACCGAAGCGGUCUUCUGUUCCAAUACAACGACCCCACCAACGUCAAAAUUGACACUGGCCAUUCCUGCACGGUCACGGCCGAGAUCACUGGCACCCAAGCCAAUGCCAAGCUCCUCGCCGAGGCCGGCAUCAAGUUCUCGGGUAAUCCCAUCUCCCUAUCCAACCCCGGCAUCUUCGUCGCCGACCUCCCCAUCGAGCUUUGGGCGCGCGCCGAUAUCAAGCAAAAGUUCGGGGCUAGGGUCCUGGGUAAGUGCAUCGGCGCUGGUUCCGACUCGUUCAACGCAGCUGGCUCUCUGGCCACCCGUGCUCAACUUGCCAUCCUCUUCACCUUCGCACCUGCCCCCCUCAAACGCGAUGCGGCAGGCAACUACAUCCUCACCAUCCGUCCCAUCACCAAGGUUGCUGCCCAAUUCAGCGACACGAACAUCAAGUUCAACAUCAGCGGGGUGUCCUUCCUUAACGGUCUUGUCACGGCCAUCCUGGGUAGCACAUCCAGUAUCCUCAAGGCGGUAACCCACCUCUUCAAGGGUGACUCCCUCAAGGCAGUUUGGAAUGACAUCCUCCGGUCGGUUAUCGAUAUUACUGCCGGCACGCUGCUCGCCACUCCGUUUGAUCUUCUUGAUAACCUUGUCGAGAUGCUCGCUAAAAGUGUGAUCGAGGAAAAGACCCAAGCACUUAACACCGCCUACAGCGGUGAGCUUGAGAAGGCUCUCAGGGCCAAGGUCUCGCAGGCACUCGGACUGAACGCCAAUGGGGAGAGGUCAUUCACCUUGAAGAAGGAUAUUGUUGAGUUGGUUGCCAUCUUGGGCGAGAGGAGUCCCGAUCUCUGGCUUCCCGACAAGCCUGCCAAUUUCUGUUCGUCCGACGCCCAGUGUGACGAUGGCAGAUACUGCAACGGCGUCGAGAAGUGUGUGAACGAGGUUUGUAUCGGCGGGUUCGAGCCGUGCACGAGACUUGAUGCCAUCUGCGUCGAGUCGACUAAGACUUGCCGAAUCCAGCCGCCGCGGUGCGGAACUGGGAGGUGCCAGAUCCCCCGAGAUGCGGGCGAGUUGGCUGAGAUUGAGGCAUACUAG
Podospora bellae-mahoneyi is the source of this 1341-nucleotide messenger RNA. RefSeq lists its product as uncharacterized. Bases 1 to 1341 code for a protein of 446 amino acids. The transcript has a single exon. The record is from RefSeq and is a predicted model, not a curated record. Lineage: Eukaryota; Fungi; Ascomycota; Sordariomycetes; Sordariales; Podosporaceae.